AGCAGAGAGAGGAAGAGGUUAAGACAAAUAAGAAACACAUCUAAAGAUGAGUAUCUGUCUCAACCUCAGAAGAUUGCUUCUUAACUUUGUUAUUACCUUGACAAUGCUUUCUCUAUCCCAUGAAGCAAGACAAAAUCUCGAUUCCCCUGUGAGAGCAGUUAGUCUUGGUGGUUGGCUCGUUACUGAAGGUUGGAUCAAACCUUCUCUCUUCGAUGGAAUUCCAAACAAGGAUUUCUUGGAUGGAACUGGUCUUCAGUUCAAGUCUGUGACAACAGGGAAGUAUCUGUGUGCAGAGUCUGGAGGAGGAACGAUCCUAGUUGCAAACCGCACUGCCGCUUCGGGCUGGGAAACAUUCAGGUUAUGGAGGCUGAACGAGACCACUUUCAGAUUCAGGGUGUUCAACAAGCAGUUUGUGGGAUUAGAUGGGAUCAACGUUGUAGCUAUUACCAAUAUUUCAACUGAUUCUUUAACUUUCAAUAUUGUUAAGGAAAGUAAUAAAUCUAACCGCGUUCGAAUCAAAACAACUAGUGGUACCUAUCUGCAGGCAAAGUCGGAGGUGAUGGUGAGUGCAGACAUUUCAAAGGUAAGCGGAUGGAGAGACGAUGACCCAACAGUUUUCCAACUCACAAUUGGUGGAAGGAUGCAAGGUGAGUUCCAGGUCACCAAUGGUUAUGGCCCACUCAAGGCUCCCCAAGUCAUGAAGGACCACUGGAACAGUUUCAUUGUUGAAAAUGAUUUGAAGAUGAUAGCGAGUAAGGGAAUAAAUGCACUUAGAAUUCCUGUUGGAUGGUGGAUAGCAAGUGAUCCAACUCCACCCUCCCCUUAUGUUGCUGGUUCCUUGCAUGCUCUAGACAAUGCCUUCUUCUGGGCUCAGAAAUAUGGGUUGAAAAUUAUCAUUGAUCUUCACGCUGCACCUGGUUCCCAAAAUGGGUAUGAGCAUAGCUCCUCCAGAGACACUUCUCAAGAAUGGGGGAAAACAGAUGAGAACAUCCAACAAACCGUUAAUGUUAUAGAGUUCUUAGCUGCAAGGUACGCAAAAAGCCCAAGCCUGUAUGCGGUUGAGCUGAUAAACGAGCCUCUAUCACCAGGUGCCACCUUAGAGGCUUUGAACAAGUAUUACAAAGCUGGGUAUGAAGCAGUGCGCAAACACUCAAAAACAGCUUAUGUUGUUUUGUCAAAUAGGUUAGCGUCCUCGGACCCAAGGGAAUUCUUCCCUGUUGCCACUGGCCUCAUGAAAACAGUGAUUGAUGUCCACUACUACAGCCUCUAUGAAUCCAAAUUUGACAACUUAACCGUCCAAUUAAACUCAGUCUUUUUGUUUUGUAAUUUUUUUUUUUUGGUCAAGUUUGUUUUAUUAUGAAUUGGUCUAAUAUUAAUUGGAAUUCUAGGUGAAUGGGUUUCUGAAUGGAAAGUUAAUGGAGCCACGAAAGAGGAUUACCAAAGAUUUGCAAAAGCCCAAUUAGAUGUUUAUGGAAGAGCAACGUUUGGAUGGUCUUAUUGGACCUUAAAGAACGUCAACAACCAUUGGAGUUUGGAAUGGAUGAUCAACAAUGGUUACAUUAAGCUAUAAACAGCAGCUGAGGCAUUAGUGGCUCACUAGUCUAUCAUCAUGUAUCUUAAUAUAUUUCAUCUGUAUGAGUAUGAAUGUGUGUGUGAGUUGUAUGAAUAAAAAAAAAAAUUAUAGAUUGACGCAUGAAAAAGGUGGGAAAAAUAUAAAAUGGGUGUGUGAUCUCCAAAAAAUUUUCACAUUUUAAAGAAUUUCAUUUGAAAACAUAUUCUGAUUGUGAGGUUUUAGUUUUGGAUUCUCAAUCAGAGUUUUCUCUUGUAUUCAGCCACUGAUCUCGUGAUCCUUGAUAAUUGUAUAUGAACAUAAUUAUAUCAAGGUUUAUGUGUCUUUUAAUCA
This is a messenger RNA of Arachis duranensis, 1903 nucleotides long. RefSeq names its product probable glucan 1,3-beta-glucosidase A. The record is from RefSeq and is a predicted model, not a curated record. Lineage: Eukaryota; Viridiplantae; Streptophyta; Magnoliopsida; Fabales; Fabaceae. Gene Ontology annotation, molecular function: actin filament binding; hydrolase activity, hydrolyzing O-glycosyl compounds. The transcript is spliced from 8 exons. Gene Ontology annotation, cellular component: cytoplasm; actin cytoskeleton. Gene Ontology annotation, biological process: cell migration; actin filament bundle assembly; establishment or maintenance of cell polarity.